AUGGACUCGGUCAGCAGCCCGGACAGAGGGGAUCAACCGCUGGCGUUAACCAGUGCCUAUAAUCAUGACGUCGAGAGUGAUGGGCCCAUGGACUUGGCUGAUAACCAGACAAACGUUAACAAUCAAAAUAUUACACCAGACCAGAGUGACGAGGCCUCAGAUGCCCAGAGUCCUGCUGAAUACUCUCUGUUAUGGGACACAGUGAGGUCGGAAACUGUGGAGCAAUCAGAUCAUGAGAAGUUCGAUGAUGGCGGGGCUGAGUUAUAUCGUGAGUCCGAGGAGGGCUCGGAUGGAGACGAAGAAGAGCUUGGGACGGUAAUUAGGGAAUUUGAGGCGAGAGAUCAUAAGCAGAUGGAGGAUGAAGAGGAAGACAGCCAGCAGGAAGAAGAAGAAUAUCAGGAGGAAGAAGAGGAAGAUGAAGACGAUUGUUCCAGUGAAGGAGAUAUCAUGCAGGCGGGGGUCAGGGGAGAUGUAAUCAUAAAUGUUGAAGGAGCUGAAAUGGAAGAUGGUAGGGCGGAGGAGGAAAACGUGAUGGAAAAAGUAAACGGAGAGUAUAAGCUGAAUAUGGACACUUUGCUAAAAAAUUCGACUAGUAACAAUAGUUUACAGUUGCUAGGCCUUCUUGAGAGUGCGGACGAAGCU
This is a messenger RNA of Protopolystoma xenopodis, 642 nucleotides long. The record is from the annotation of a GenBank genome assembly. NCBI's taxonomy places the organism in Eukaryota, Metazoa, Platyhelminthes, Monogenea, Polystomatidea, Polystomatidae.